AUUAAAUCAGAGAGUAGUUCAUUACCGUGAGUAGUUUAUUGUAUUGAAACAAACAUUCGUAUUGAUUGAUUAACCCAUAAAGUUGAAUGGGGGAGGUCAUCUGGCAACCAAAACCAUCAUGUGACGCUCUGUUUGAUAAAACAGGAAAGUAGGCCGGUUUGCUGGAGGUCCGCUGAAGCUGCAUUUAUUCUCUUAGCAUCAAUUUACGGUGUCAGCUUUCUAGUUCAUACCCGCAUUUUGCAUAACGAUGGCCGGCUUUGGGAAGCUGCGCGUCGCUGUUAUCGGGGCCGGUGCUGCGGGACUCUGCGCGGCCCGCCAUCUCCUUUCCCGCCCGGACACUUUCGCACCGCCUGUGGUAUACGAGCUCACCAAGAACAUUGGAGGAACUUGGGUCUAUGAGGAAAGAAUAGGAUUUUACGACAAUGGCCUACCAAUUCACAGCAGCAUGUACAGGGACCUCAGAACCAAUAUUCCCAAAGAGGUGAUGUCCUUUCCUGACUUUCCUUUUGCAAAGCAUCUCCCCUCUUUUGUUCAUCACACAGAGGUACGGAAGUACCUUGAGCAGUACUGUGAUCAUUUUCGCCUGUGGGACCAUAUACAGUUUGGCACCUCAGUGGCCUCAGUGACACCGGUAGAUGUGAAGGGAGGGUGGAAUGGGUUGGCUUGGGAUGUCACCUCCAAUGAUGGCCUAGACCACAGCAAAUCCACUACAGAGCGAUUUGAUGCUGUUAUGGUGUGUAAUGGACAUUUCUAUGACCCCUACAUCCCUGCAAUACCCGGACUGGAAAAAUUCAAAGGGACGCUGAUGCACAGUCAUGAUUACCGUAGUGCUGAACCUUUGGCGGGAAAGUCUGUGGUGCUGCUGGGAGCUGGUCUGUCUGGACUAGAUAUUGCCAUGGAGCUCUCCAAUGUUGAUGCUAAGGUGAUCCUGAGUCAUGGACAGCGGCCUUUGACCUGCCCCCUUCCUCCAGGAGUCCAGCAGGCUCCUCCAGUAACCUCUGUACUAGAUGAUGGGACUCUAGAGUUUAAGGACGGGGAGAGGGCCAAGCCAGAGGUGUUCUUGUUUUGUACAGGCUACAACUUCACCUUCCCAUUCCUGGAUGAGAAAGUGGGUGUAAAAGUGCAGGAGCACCUUGUCUGGCCUCUCUAUAAGUUCCUAAUUCCUCCGGCCUAUCCAUCUCUGUUUAUAGUGGGCAUCUGCAGAGCUAUAUGCCCCUUCCCACAUUUCCAUAUUCAGUCUCAGUUUGUCCUGUCAGUGUUGGAUGGUUCUUUCCCCCUGCCUUCACGUGAAGACAUGGAGAAUGAUAUCGAGCUGGACAUUGCCGCCCGUCGUGCCCGUGGGAUUGCCACCCGCCAUAUCCUUAAACUGGAUUCUGAGCAGUGGGCCUACAAUGACGAGCUCGCCCAUCUGGGAGGUUUCCAACCCCUCCCACGCUAUUGGAGCAACCUGUACGAAUCCAACAAGGUGUUCCGUGCCCGAGACAUGCUCAAUUACAAGACCUACAACUACACUGUCCUCGAAAACAUGGAGUGGAAGGUGCACGAUUUGCAUGGCCAGCAGCUGCAGAAGCCUCUGGCUGUUAAAAAACAAAUAUAAGCUAUGAUUGAAAAAUAUACCAUCAUUCAGGUGCUAAUAGGCAUAUGCCAGUGUAGCAAGUAAAAUUAGGAUAUUAACAAAUUGUUCAAUAUUUUGACUAAUAUGUUUAUCAGUUAUUUGAUAAAUUAUCUAACCGUACUCUUUUAUUUUCUAUGAGCCGAAACAUCUUCAGUUUCAAAUCUUGUUGUUUGUAAUAAGCUGCUUUUUUUGGGGUGAACUAUACUUUUUAAGCAGGUUCCAGGGGAUACUUUGAAAGAUUGGAUUGAUGUUGUUUGCGAUUAGUGAAAUUGGGCUAUAUGAACAAAACUGACUUAAUGCUGAGCAAGAGGUGUUACGUACCUGCAGUCUGACAUUUUUGUGUCUGUUUGUAUUUUGUGUGCCCUGUAAUGAACAUUAAUGUCUUUUGUCAGUCACAUGCCUGUUUAAGUGAUGAACUCCACUACUUGUGGUUGUUUUCAGAGAUGGUAAUAGACAUUUUAUACUUGCGCUACAAUUGUGUGACCUGUGCUACAAAACUUUCAACCUCUGUAGCACCAGUGCUAUGUGCAAAAAAGUUAACAUACAGCUCUGUAAGGAUAUCUAACACAUUUCAGAAUUGAUGUUGUAGUGGGGCUUAAGAUGUUCUAAUACAUAAAAGGCUGGAAAAACACUGAUCAAAACUUUGUAGUUGUAAUUAUCGCUUCUCAUUAGAAUAAAUUGUUUUCACUAAA
Molecule: messenger RNA, 2307 nt
Organism: Ctenopharyngodon idella (grass carp)
Lineage: Eukaryota; Metazoa; Chordata; Actinopteri; Cypriniformes; Xenocyprididae
Exons: 8
Coding region: 248-1597 (449 amino acids)
Molecular function (GO): N,N-dimethylaniline monooxygenase activity; NADP binding; flavin adenine dinucleotide binding
Source: RefSeq, a predicted model, not a curated record